This is a messenger RNA of Somion occarium, 2068 nucleotides long. The record is from the annotation of a GenBank genome assembly. NCBI's taxonomy places the organism in Eukaryota, Fungi, Basidiomycota, Agaricomycetes, Polyporales, Cerrenaceae.
GAUCUCCCUUUCGACUUGCCUUUUCCUGUCCCCUCACUACAGCUUACUUAUUCGUUGCUUUGCAUGGGUUUAGACGUAAUGUCUCGCUACGGCCCGAGACGCGUCCACCACGACGCCAUGGCUUCUUGUUCUCUUACCGUAUCAUCAGACAGUCCUCCCUCCAUGAGCGACGCGCUUUCUCCCGCAAAGUCUCUUACUCCCCAACGGAAACACCACAAACUCCUCAAGGAUGGUAGCGAGGUAUGGUCCGAGGACGUGGAGAAGAUUUUCGUCGAAGGUUUAAGGGAAUAUUGGGAAUCACCUUGGGCAACGUAUUCACGUGGGCGCAGUCGUUGGCGCAACCAGUUUCUUGUUGAUCAUCUGAAGAAAUAUGGCAUCGAACGCAGCAAGAAACAAGUCGCAAGCCACAUUCAAGUGCUGCGAAAUAUGUGGAGGGAACAGCCAGAGUUCCAUUUGGUCGCGGGAGGGGAGGAGCUCUUCAUGGAGAACGGUCUCUUGGCAUCCCCGAAGAAUGCACGAAGGGGUUCAGGCAGUCCUCGUUCUUCACAUUCUACGCCAAAGCGUGAUGCGUCGUCCUUGUCUCCAACCCCCAGUUCCUCCACCUCCGAGUUGCCUACCAACUUCCCCGCAUCAAUGUCAAUGCCUCAGCUCACGUCCCCGUGCGGCUGGCCAGGCUCCUCCAUGCCGUUGUUUGAACAGUUUAGUGAUACCCUUGUUCCGUCGGCAUUCGACUUCCCAAAUAGGGCUGCUAUGCCCCCACACCGCCUUCGUCCGGCCGUCAAACUCGAGCCUCUCAUGAUGCACGCGGGCUUAUUCACUCUGCCGACUGUCUCUGGGGGUCAUCUCCUUGACGGGACUGAUUUGUCUUCGCCCAAUCCUGUGCAUACAUCAUGUCGCCUACUGAGCCUCAAUCUCUGGGCGGACGGCAUGCAGCCUUUCGCAGUCGAUAUCGACCGACUGACCAAUACUUUGACGAAUCAGAGUAUGACACAACUGGAUCAGUCCAGUGUCCUGCUUCGCAUCAACGUUACAAUUUCUUCCAUUGAUGACAUCCUGAGCCCUCCCAAUUUGCAUGGCUUUCAGGCCGCCAUUACACUGUCGGAGCGCUGGUCAUCGGAGGCUAAGUGCAUCACGAAGAUUUACUCCGGUUCGACAGUCAUGUCUCAGGAAAUGAGUCUUCUUGACGGCGUUUCGGUCCCACAUAUCUCAAGCAAUGACUUUACCUCGAGGGCGGUAACUGUCGGUCUCCCCGAAUCAGCGUUGGGUCGAUGCAAAUGGCUAGAAACUGGACACGAUCACUCAACAAAUCGUAAUCGACGGAGUUGUCAUUGCCGCGUUCGUCUACCACAUCCAGCGACCUCUGGUUCAUGGAACCCUUCCCUCAGCAGAGCUUUUCGGAAUUCAGAGAUACAAGCCCUCAUCGACCAGGCAUCAUCGAGGACGGACUCAUUCACAUCCGUACCAUAUAGGGUCACCGCAGCCUUCACCUAGGUCACCGCCGCAUAGUGGAUCGCCUUUCUUUUCGAGCACCGCCUUUGGCGCGCCGACCGACUUUUCCCUUUUGCCUUAUUCGAACAUGGAUCCCGCAUCGUCGCUACCUGCCCACGGGUUCUCGUAUAACCCAGACUCUCCGGACAUGUUCGGGGUGGAGACGUCAUCAGCGUUCUCGGAUCGUCCGUUCAUGGCACACGCGCCCCGAUCCAUGUAAGCCUGCUUCACGAUGGUCUGGCGUUUUGACCUUCACAAGUGUUUAUCUUUAUAUUGGCGGCCUUCGUCAUUUUUCAUUAUUCGCUCAGACUAGAGGGACAUCACUUAUUUUACCACUAUGUAAACCCCGCAUAGCAUGAACUUACUACGACUUGAAACGAGCAGCAUGAAGAAUAGGACUUUUUGCUUUGUAUCACCAUCAUCCACAUCCCCAUUGUAGUGCUAGCCACCUCCCCCAAAAUCUUACCUCCGGAAACCACUGUAGCCGCUAUAUUCCCAAGGGCACAACGCCCCUCUUCGUCGUCAUGUACAUACCUCAAUGUUUUAUCCGUAAAAUAGUAACUUAUCGAUUCGUACAUAU